AUGUCUUCCCUCGUUAAACGACUCCAGAGCCUAUCCCCAUGCCUGCAGUCCACCGCCCACCAGCUCCGCUACGUGAGAACCCAGGCCGGUCACAGGCGGCGAUCUAAGUCCUCUGCCUUUGGAGCGAAGAAGAUUGAUGAGAAAUCGGAUUGGUGGAUUGUCGAUGGCGAGAUGCACGAGAUAGGAGAUCACGUGCCUCCACGUGAGCGAUUCGCUAUCCCUAGAGACAACGUCCCUAACAAGCGCCGAAAGCAACUUCGCGAGCAGUUCAUGCGCCGCACUCGUCUUGUUAUCAAGGAAGCGGAGAUGAGAGAGAAUUGGGAACGGCUAUACUGGGACGAGGGCUAUUCGAAGAAAAUUGCCCGAGAUCAUGCAAACUAUGAGUCUGCUGAGGAUGAUGAUCAAGAUUUUAACCCAUACAGGAGCAAGGUACCUGAACAGAUGAAGGACCAGGGUUUUGGGAGAAAUAGGCAAGGUGAUGCAUGGGAAAAGGUUAGCCAAAUUCGAGAUGUAUUUGAGUAUGACAGAGAGAAGAGGAUGAGGGAGAAAGGUAUGUUAAACACAUACAAUUUACUCAAUGAACGUCUUUUGACUUGCCUCAUUCAAACUCUCGGAAUCAGCCAUUUGACACUCGAAGAUACUUCCCAGAUGAAAGCAGAGAGGGACUUCAAAAAUGAUAGUGAAUGA
Molecule: messenger RNA, 687 nt
Organism: Dovyalis caffra
Lineage: Eukaryota; Viridiplantae; Streptophyta; Magnoliopsida; Malpighiales; Salicaceae
Source: the annotation of a GenBank genome assembly